CUGUGACUCAUAAUGUGUCGAGUUUUUUUGUUAUGGGUUGUGACUUUAUUUUUAGUGUUGCGGUAGGAUCUGGGCGGACCGGUCAUUAGGGCAGCUCAGGAGUCAUUAUUUAUGCCCUCAUAUCUUCGUUAGUAUGAAAUAACUAUGUUGCUCCGAAACUACUACUACUAGGCCUGCAGAUUCUGUUGAGGUGUCAUCCGCAAUAAAUGAAUACGCCAUACUAUCUCCUGGGAAAGUUAAUAAGAAAUUGCCAUGGCAACCAGCAUCAGCAAUGGAGGUACCCACGACAUCUUAAGCCACUUAACAGAUAUUGACGUGAAAAGAUCCAAGGCUACAAAGGAUGGGGUUCAGGAAGAGGGGGAGGGGGAAAAAGAGGAGGGAGAUAAAGACUGGAAGGAGAGAUACGUUCUUCUAGAGGAGCAGCUGGAUAAGUUUCGGUUACAGGCCACAAAGAUUCGAGCUGUUCUUGGUGAAAGGAUGGAAGAACUACAGGAGAAGGUCAAGGAGUCUAAUGGAAGGGCUGAAAAAGCAGAAAAAGAGGUGAAGGACCUGACAGAGAAGUUGACAAUGACAAGACGAGGGUCAGGGGAGAGCGAACGCAGCCAGGGUACAACAAAGAGGAUCCAGGCUCUUGAAGCUGCCUGUCAAGAGAAGGAGGAUGUUAUACAACACCUGGAGAUGCAGCUGGCUGAACAGCAUGAAUUACGGAAAGAAGACAGCCGACUGGUGGACACCAAGAUAGCACAGAUUAAGGAGUGGGUUGCGUCCACUGUGAUUCAGUUGGAAGAGGAGAACUCGCAACUACGAGAAGAAAAUAAGCUGCACAUAAUAAGACAUCCCAAACUCGGAGAAAAAAGUAUUCCAAAAGAGAAGUAUCUGCCGCCAUUACGACCAACCUCACUCCUUUCUGAGCCACCAGAUAUUCCUGAUCGUCCAACAUCAGCAAGCAUCAGAGAUCAUCUACAAAACAUCCUGGAUGAGAACAGAACAAUUGAGGAGGUAGAGAUGAGGCCUAAGCCUCCAGUCAGGAACAGGAAGAGUCCAGACGACUCUCAUGUCUCAGCCUUAAUCCAAGUCCAUGAGGAGUUUAUUAAACAGGGCGAGGACAGACCCUUAAGGGAUGAGACGUUCCAGUGUGCAGCUUGCGAGAGGCGGAUGAAGCUCCAAGACUCUUGGAUGUCUGACAAUGACAUGAAUGAGGAGGCAAACAACACAUGGCCACGCAGGCAGCCUCUCCACGCUUAUGACUUCACCAAACAGCACAGCUAUGAUGAGAACGGACACACGGACUCCGCUCCCAAUGACUUUGAUCGCCAUCGGGACAUUAUCGUGCAUUGUGAAUACUGUGGGCAUGACGGGGUACCAGUGCAUGUAGUCACUGAGGAUGACGAUGCAACUAAUUUACCACCGCCAGAUCAGUUCCUAGGAAGCCAGCAAUCACUUAUGUCCAUUUCAGAUAGUUCUCUUGCCCUACAUGCCCCUCCACCUACCCCUGCCUCUCCCAAUACAGGAGGCGGGAAAAGUCUUGCCCAAAGUUUAACUCUCGCCAGCGAAAAUGCCAUGACUCUCAAUAAUAACAAGGAAUCCCUUACAUCACACUCUGUGAAAGUACCAGGUACCCUAGAAGCAUUAGCUGACUCAGUAUCAGCAACAGCUGAUGUUCUCCAGCAAUCCUCCAACAGGAAUAACAACCAAACUCCAUCGCAGAAUGAAGCAAUCGCUGACCUCUCUUCAGACUCUCUGAAAGACGUAUCCUCAUUGCAAAUGGACACCGGGACGACGGCAGAUGAGGAUGACGAAGAUGACGUCUUCCUCAAGGAAGGAUUUGCUCUGGAGUCGAGAAACAGCGACUAUGCUGAUCUCUUCCAAGAGGAGAUUGAGAAACAGAAAUCACCCAAUAAAUCCGAAAGCAAAUAUCAGAGUUUAACUUCCUUCAAUACCAAGGUAAUCCUAGGGAAAGAUGAUGACGACUAUGACGAACCUCCGGAUGAUUUUUUCAGUAUGGAUAGUCCUGAAGAGUCCUCUAAGUCAGUGAGUAAGGUUGCUGAGAAGAACAAACUGACUCCACCUCCUCCUCCACUACACAAGAUGCCAUCUUGGGAGAAUCGGAUUUACACCAUUGCUGACCGUGGAAUGACGAUAUCAUCUAGUGUCAACAACAUGGCAAGCCCAUCUAAAACCUGCCCUGCCCCCAUUUGCCAGUCUUGGGAAGGGUCAAGCACUGCAGCCAUGUACAAAGACAUGGCAGUACCGGUUUAUACCACUCUUCGAGGGCACGCCGAUCAAAUUCGCAGCACGCCAUUCAGCGGGGACUCUUCAGAUUCGUCCGACGAAGAACACUCGGGGUCCAAACUCUCGCAAUCCAUCCAGUCGUCUGGGUCUAUUGGCAGGAGGCCAUCGACUUCAGGGUCACCGGCUAAGAGUAGCAAGACGAGUAGUGUCACAAGUGGCUUUAUUGGUAGCCCGUCCAGGAAACUCAUUGUUGCUACUGGAAUGCCGCCAACCCCAACACUAGGCCAGAAAAGAGGGGUUUCAGCUCAGUCUGGUAGCUCUGAGGCGGAUUAUGCCAUCCCACCUGAUGCAGUCUCAUGCAGUGAUAGUACAAACUCUGAUGAGCCGGAACCUAAACUACUCAAGACAUGUGCUGCAUUCACUGCUGAGAACGUACGCAAGGGCCCUCUGGAAAAGAGUGGUUGGCUGACCAAAUUUGGUGGAAGGAUGAAGAGCUGGAAAAGACGAUGGUUUGUGCUUAGAGAUGGAGAGCUCUGCUACUAUAAAUCAAUGAAUGACUCCAGUAGAAAGCCUCGCGGUAGAAUCCCUCUGGACACGCUGAGUAAGAUCUCUCGCUCAGAGGGCUCGCUGACCUUUGAACUUGUCACUACCAAGAGGACAUACUACUUGACGGCCGGGUCAUCCGCCAUCAUGGAAGAGUGGAUCACAGUGUUGAACAAUGUCUUAUGUCGGCACAACACACGGGCCAUUGUAGAGAAGGGAAGUGAUGAAGGCAAGUCUACUAUGGAAGGCUGGUUGACCAAAGUCAAGAAUGGUCACUCCAAGAUGUGUUGGUGUGUCCUUGCUCAUAAGAAGUUCUGCUACUUCAAGAAACAAGGAGAAAAGGUACCCAUGGGAUCCAUUGAGAUGAACGAAGCAUCAGUAGAAGAAGUUGACCAUUCACAGAACUCUGAUGAUGAAGGGGAUGGCAAGACAGACUGUCAGUAUUCAUUGUGUGUAACACCAGCUAAACGGCCAAUCCAACAGAGCCCGACGUAUCUCAUAUUCACAAGUAAAGAAGAUAAGGAUAACUGGUUAUAUCAUCUGCUAGUAGCAUCAGGAGGAGGUAACUCUGAAACAGGCACAGAGUUUGAAAAGCUUAUCUCUAGAUUAAUGGUAACGGAUGGAGACCCUAGCAGCUCCUGCUGGAAACACCCUAUGCUGUGUUACAACAAGGAGAGUAUAGAGAAACCAUUAACAACAUUGCCCUCUGAACCACUCAAGAAAGAAGCAGUCAAACUAGGAAAGUCGUGCAAUCUCUUCAUCACAGUCCAGAUGGACACUCUCGCUAUCGACUAUCACAUCAGCUUAGCCCAGAAUGCAUUGCAGACGUGCCUCUCUCAUCCCGAGCUUCAGAAUGAGAUGUAUUGUCAACUCAUCAAACAGACGACAAGGUGCCUACCUGGCUCAUCAUCAUCAUCUAGUAUACAGUCCCUGUUUUGUGGUAACUUCUCCUGGUUUGGGUGCGACGCCCAGGUGUCGCGUUCUUCAUCCAUGACUGAUCUGACCUCUGAACCCGUCCAGGUCAGUAGCCACGACACGUACCUGGUCAUGCAGGCAUGGCAGCUCUUGGCGAUGUGCUGUGUGCUGUUCCUGCCUCAGCAGAAGUAUCUCUGGUUUCUCAAGGCGCAUCUAUGUCGACAUGCUGGCACAAAGAAUGACAUUGGCAAGUAUGCUCUGUUCUGUCAGAGGUCAUUGGAACGUACCAUUCACAAAGGAGGGAGGGAAGCCAAGCCAUCUCGCCUGGAGGCGUUGUCUAUUUUACAGAGACACCCAUAUCACCAUUCCUUCCCCAUCAGUAUGCCUGUCCACUCCAUGAAUGGGAACUACCAGGUUGUAGGUUUUGAUGGGUCUACCACAGUGAAGGAUUUACUUAACACACUCAACCAUAAGAUCAACAUGAGAGAUAUUGAAGAGAGUGGGUUUGCACUGUUUACUGAUGACCCCUGUGGCAGAGAGAUUGAACACUGCUUGCAUCCUACAGCUAAGAUUUGUGAUGUGAUUUCCAAAUGGGAACAAACCUUAAAAGAGACUCAGACUGGUAAAUGGGAAACGGCAAGAAUGGUUCGACUCACUUACAAAAACAGGUUGUACUUUCGACAUCGCACAAAGAGGGAGACUGAGCGGGAGCGGCUGCUGCUGACCUACCAGGUUAAUGAUGACAUCAUCAAUGGUUGGUUCCCAAUCAACAGGGAGCUGGCACUGGAGCUUGCUGCACUCAUGGCACAGAUUGAGUAUAGCGAUUAUAGACCCAGUGUCACUAAUCUAGAACUUCCGUCCAUGGGCUCAGCAUCUGUCAGCACUAACCAAACCCUGGAUAGCACAUUUGAAAAAUUCUACCCUAAGAGGUACAAGAAUUGCCUGGAUGAAGAUUUGAGGUCUCUGAAGCAUAGCUUGGCCCAGAAAUGGUGCGUUCUCAAGGGCCGUACCCCUCAAGACUGUGUCCGCAUCUACUUAACAGUCACAAGAAAAUGGCCGCUGUUUGGAGCAAAGCUCUUUCCAGCUAAGUGCAAGUUUGGUAAACAGGAGAAGGUUUGGCUCGCUGUGCAAGAUGGAGGUGUAAGCAUGCUCAACUAUCACACACUGCAAGAGCUCGCUAAACACACGUUUCAGUCCAUGGUCACAUUUGGUGGUUGCAGAGAUGACUUCAUGAUAGUGCUUAGCCGAUCAGUGACAAAAGAGGUGCUACGAGAACAGGGAACAGAAAAACUACUCUUCUCUAUGACUAAAACAAAGGUCCUAGAGAUUACAUUACUGAUAGCCAGUUACAUCAACGCCAUCGUCAAACAAGAAGGCCUGACGUACAAACCCACCAGUGACUCUACAGCCCCUCUUGAUACCACCACCUCCUCUUCCACCGGUAGCGGCGGCUCCACCUCAUGUGCCACCACCAAGGUAUGGGACCUUGAGAGCUCCACUGGACCAAUUGUUGUCGGCGGGAGCAGGAUUGUUUAAAUCUCUCUUCAUGAAGCAUCUACAAACUCAGGAAAGCUCGGAACGGUCUCUGGGUGGAUUUUACAAAGAGUAAAGACUAGUCUUAUCUAGACUUGACUAGCCUUAAGUUUUAAAUAUCUAACUCUUUGUGAAAUCGGCCCUAGGUCUUUAUGCAAGGAGGUAACAUUCCUAUUUAGGAAUGUUCGAGAUGAACAAGGAACUUGCGUAUGAACAUCAACUGUUCCUGUUAUAGGAGCAGGUAUGUUCUUGGUAGAAACCUUGGUUGCUCCUGUCAAGUACCAGUGUUUCUGAGUGGAAUGUUCUAAUUACAACAAGAUUGUUCUGAGUUUUGAAGAUGCUCCUUCACUCCUAGAAAUCCACCCUCCCUCCCCACCAUGCCAUGACGCCUGUAUAAGGUUUCCGGUGUACACAUUACUGACAUAAUUACUUGAAUACUUUUACUUCAUACUUCCUGCGAAUGCGCAUGCGAUACCAGUCUUUGAUGUCACAAAAUUGCAGCAAUUAAUUUGCAUCUGUUGACUUGUGCUCCUGCGAAACAUUCACUGUGAAAACAGCCCUGUGACGUGAAAAUUCGCUUUGCAUCCGCAGGAAGUAUGAACCGGGCUUUACCCUCAGUUUGGUUGUAUGCAUUUAGCAUCGGAACAAAAAUCACGACUGUUCUGUUUUAACAAAAGUCAUGACCCAGGAGUGAAAAGGAUUAUGGGUAUUCAAGUUCAUGACCUACCUCCUUGAGAUACCAGUUAGAACUGGCUUUUGUUCAAGUAUGGUUUACACUAUUGAAUCGUGUAACCUUUAUCCGGAAAGUUGUUUGUCCUAAUUUCAGUUUUAUAAAGACAUUUAACUUGUACCUCUUGGCCCAGCAUCCAAAUUUUUAGAGCAAAGGAUUUGCAAAUGUGUGCACAACUGAUUGCCCUAGCUACUAUGAGAUUGGCACAGGUAAUCAUGGUAAUGUCAAUCCGUGCUUUGUUUGCCAGGCUCAAUGAUGUCGUAGUAGAGAAUGAAGAGGUAUAGUCAAACAAAUAUAAAUCACAGGCAUAUUACUCGGCUACAAGUAGCUGCUUAUUACAAACCAUGGCAGUUGUUUGCUUAAUUGAAACCAGGGCCCAAUUUCAUAGAGCUGCUUAAGUACAAAAUUUUGCUUAAGCUAAAACAUCCUUGCUUAUUAAAAUCAGAUUACUUGCCAAGACUCCACUAAAUUGUUAUGCUAAGUAAACCACAGCUAAAUACCAGUCACAAGCAAUGUAAAUGGCAUGAAAUUUUUGCCAGUG
Messenger RNA from Asterias rubens (European starfish), 6494 nucleotides. Its product is annotated as pleckstrin homology domain-containing family H member 1-like. NCBI's taxonomy places the organism in Eukaryota, Metazoa, Echinodermata, Asteroidea, Forcipulatida, Asteriidae. The record is from RefSeq and is a predicted model, not a curated record. The transcript is spliced from 27 exons. The coding region runs from base 253 to 5226 and encodes 1657 amino acids. Gene Ontology annotation, cellular component: cytoskeleton.